CAUGCCGAGAUACACGCACCACGAACGGGUGAUGAGGUGCGCGGAGACGACGGAAUGACAUGGCUGUACAAGAGCUACCCCAGUCCUGCCUUGCUUGAAAAUAGGACCUGUGUAGCUGUUAAGUAUCUGCAAGUCCCACAUUCCUUCCAUCCCAUAGACCUUCCGUCUAUCAAUUGAGUCAACAAUGGCUCAACCAGUCUCUUUGCUUGGUCUUCUGGUAGCCGUAGCUCCUCUGGCACAUGCACAGUACAGCAACAACUCAGCGCCAUCUUUCACUCUCCCAUCGGGCUACACCACAUCCACCUUCAACAACUCUGCCCAACCUACCGCAUACACCCGCACUGACUUUUCGCCCAAUGCUCUUGCAUCCUUGUGGGAUCUCGUAGGCCCCGUCGCUACUGGACCGUUGACCAGUACCGCUUCUCCCACCCCAGAGCCCACGGCGUACCUUCAGCCUGAUGGCGAGUUCUUCCACCCACUGGUAAGCAGUAGCUAUCCUGAAGCAAAGGACCUGAAGCUGCCUGCCGGGUUCAAGUGGGGAUUCAGUUCCUCAGCAUACCAGAUUGAGGGUGCAGCGAAAGAUGAGGGGAAAGGGCCGAGUAUUUGGGAUUUGCUUUCUCAUCGGGUCCCGAACUUUGUCAGCGACAACUCUACUGGAGAUGUCGUUGCUAGUCAGUACUGGCUUUACAAGCAGGACUUCGCAAGGCUGAAAGGGUUGGGCGUGCCAGCAUUCAGCCCCAGCUUCUCCUGGCCACGCUUCUUCCCUUUCGGCCACGGUCCAGUAAACCAAGAAGCAGUCCAGCACUACGACGAUGUGAUUUCUGAAAUGCACGCCAACGGCAUCGCACCCGCCGUCACACUCUUCCACUGGGACACACCCCUCGCCCUCUUUACCGAAUACGGCGCCUGGACCGACCGACAAAUCGUAGACCACUUCUUCGCGUACGCCAAAUUCGUCAUCUCCCGCUAUGACGCCUACGUAGACGAAUGGUUCACCAUCAACGAGCCCCAGUACUGCAACUGGCAAUACUCCUACUACCCAGCCGGGAAAUACUAUCCAGCACCCAACAACAUCACCGGCGGUCUCGCCGCGCGCUUCCUCUGCGGCCACCACACGCUGCUGGCGCACGCCAAGGUCGCCAAAUGGUACCACGACGAGUUCAAGGGACGGCAUAGGAUUACAUUCAAGAAUAGCGGGAACUACUACGAGGCUAAUAGCACAAGUCCAGGGGAUGAGGAAGCAAGGCAGCGCAACUUCGACUUCAGCAUCGGCUGGUUCGGCGGGCCGUGGACGGACGGCGAUUAUCCUGCGAGUCUCAAAUCGACACUGGGAGACCUAUUGCCAAACUUCACGCAAGAGGAGAAAGAUCUCAUCAAGGGCAGUUGCGACUUCUACGCCAUCGAUCCGUACUCGUCCUUCCUCGCGUACGAAGUUGAUGGCGGAUUGGACGCUUGCGUGUCGAACCGCUCACACCCGUCGUUCCCGGAUUGUGCUGGCUCGACAUCCCUCGCACCAAACGGGUUCCCGAUUGGGCCUGCGGCGGAUCCGGCGAUGAGCUGGUUGUACAGCGCACCAAGCGGUGUAAGACGAUUCCUCAAGCACAUCACCACGGAGCUGUUCCCCAGCAUCCCCGACAUCGUAGUUAGCGAAUUCGGGUUCGCUGAACCAUUCGAAGGUUCCUGGUCUACACUCCCUCCAGCAUUGUGGGACCUUAGGCGCGCGGACUACUUACAGCAAUACCUCGAUAAUAUCUUGUUGGCUAUUCAUGUCGACGGGGUUAACGUUACUGGGGCUUGGGGUUGGGCGAUCUUUGACAAUUUCGAGUGGAGCCUGGGCACGAGUGUGCGGUUUGGACUGCAGUAUGUGAAUUAUACUAGCUUGGAGCGGACGCCGAAGGCGAGUGUGUUCCAGUUUCUGAACUGGUUCAAGGAGCAUGAGGAGACGGGGAAUGCGACGAUAAGGAUGGUGUAGAUAUUGUUGAGUGUUCCCAGAGCGAGGCUUCCAAACAACAGGCACGGUACAGAUGUGCAAGAGGCUGUUGAGGAGCGGAAAGCCGAACUGUAAAGACAAGAGCACAGUAGCUUCUAGCUGUGUCUUCGUUCGAUCCACAAGUCAGAACUGGAGGUGAUUGAUGAAGCUUCGAAAUCUCUGUGGACGAUACAAAGGAC
Messenger RNA from Macroventuria anomochaeta, 2169 nucleotides. RefSeq names its product glycoside hydrolase family 1 protein. NCBI's taxonomy places the organism in Eukaryota, Fungi, Ascomycota, Dothideomycetes, Pleosporales, Didymellaceae. Gene Ontology annotation, molecular function: beta-glucosidase activity. The transcript has 5 exons. Gene Ontology annotation, biological process: carbohydrate metabolic process. The record is from RefSeq and is a predicted model, not a curated record. The coding region runs from base 185 to 1972 and encodes 595 amino acids.